Molecule: messenger RNA, 2433 nt
Organism: Linum trigynum
Lineage: Eukaryota; Viridiplantae; Streptophyta; Magnoliopsida; Malpighiales; Linaceae
Source: the annotation of a GenBank genome assembly
AUGCUCUCCAAGUUCAGCGUUUCUUGGUACAGCAGUGGUUCGAUUGCAAGUCCAGGAGGGACAGGACCCAGUUCGUUGUUUUUGUAUCGAGGUGGUUUCCCGAAGUCUAGAAGGCACAGGUUGAGGUUUAAGCUUGUGGGUCAGUCUUCUGGGGACAACAAAUGGAAGCUCAAGGAAAUUGAUACCAAGGCAGUGCAGGAACAGUUGAGCUCAUGGUUUUCGAAGACCCAGAAUUUCAUAGCGGAGGUGGCUUCGCCGCUGGUGAAGUCUGGUUCCAGUGGGAAAAUCACUUCUCGAAAAGCUAAUGAUACUUUAGAGCUGGAGGAAGUAUUUCUGGUUGAGCCAACUAUUCAAAGAAACACACGGAAGGGAGUUCUUUCACUAGCUGCUUUGGUAUCUAUUGAGCAAUUUAGCAGGAUGAAUGGGUCGACCGGAUAUAAAAUGCAGAAGAUUUUUAAAGCACUUGUGGCGGAGCCUGUUUAUAGUGAUGCACGUAACUUGGUGGAGUAUUGCUGCUUUAGGUUCUUGUCAAGGGAUAGCUCUGCCUUCCAUCCAUGCCUCAAGGAAGCAGCAUUUCAGAGGCUAAUCUUCAUCACUAUGCUUGCCUGGGAAAAUCCUUAUUGCAAAGAAAAUUAUUCGCCGGAAGCUUCUUUAAAGGGAAAGCUUGUACGGGAAGAUGCAUUUAUACGUAUUGCUCCAGCUGUUCCUGGUGUAGCUGAUCACUCCACGGCGCAUAACCUUUUCAAAGCCCUAGCUGGUGAUGAAAGAGGCAUCUCCGUUGAAGUCUGGUUAACUUAUAUUGAUGAACUUCUCAAAGUGCAUGACGCACGAAUGUCAUACCAGACUCGUGAGUAUUCACCAGUUUGGAACGAAAGAGUCCUGUGCAUUGGCUCUAGCAAGAAGCAGCCUGUUCUGAAAUGGGAAAAUAAUAUGGCAUGGCCAGGAAAAGUAACUUUAACAGACAAAGCACUAUAUUUUGAGGUUGUUGACCUACUCGGUAAAAAAAGCUCUACAAGGCUUGACCUUACAAGAAAUGGAUUUCAAGUUCAAAAGACAAAAGUUGGACCUUUAGGUGCUUUCGAUUCUGCAGUCUCUGUUGGAUCAAGUUCUGGAUCAGAAAGAUUGGUGUUGGAGUUUGUUGACUUGGGUGGCGAGUUGAGACGAGAUGCUUGGCAUGCAUUCAUCUCUGAAGUUGUUUCCCUGCAUAAGUUCAUAUCCGAGUUUGGACCUGAGUAUGGUGAUCCGUUACUAUCACAAGUAUAUGGUGCCCGAAAAGGGAAAGAAAGGGCUAUCAACAGUGCGAGCAACAGCAUAGCCAGACUUCAGGCUCUUCAGUUCAUGAGGAAAUUGGUGGAUGAUCCUCUCAGACUUGGUCAGUUCUCAUACUUGCGCAGUGCGCCCUUUGGAGAGAUAGUGUGCCAAAGUCUGGCUCUUAACUAUUGGGGUGGGCCCUUAGUUAAAACCUAUACAGAUGAUGAUGACUAUCAACCAACUCCAGGGACAGUGCCACCCACUGAUGGUGUAUCAAAACUCAGUAGUCAUUUGCUUGACGUAGAUGGGAGCAUUUACCUAAGGCAGUGGAUGAUGAGAUCACCAUCUUGGUCUUCCAGUGCUUCCAUUAACUUCUGGAAACGCUCGUCCAAAGGGCUAGGUGUAGUUCUAAGUAAAGAUCUUGUUGUUGCCGAUCGGAACCUAGUAGAGAGGGCAGCUUCAACUUGUAGAGAAAAAUUCAAAGUGGCAGAAAAAACGCAAGAGACGAUAGAUGCUGCAAUGCUUAAAGGGAUUCCAAGUAACAUAGACCUUUUCAAGGAACUGAUACUUCCUCUAUCUAUGACUGCAAAGAAUUUUCAAAAGCUGAGGCGAUGGGAAGAGCCACACCUGACAGUAUCAUUUCUUGCAUUUGCUUAUUCCAUAAUUUUCAGAAAUUUGCUGUCGUAUGUAUUUCCGAUGAUGUUGAUCGCUUUGGCAGCUGGGAUGCUAACACUGAAGGGGCUAAAGAGGCAGGGCCGCUUGGGAAGGUCAUUUGGAAAAAUCGUUAUCCGUGACCAACCCCCUUCCAAUACCGUUGAAAAGAUCAUAGCUGUGAAAGAUGCCAUGCGAGAUGUGGAAAAAUACCUCCAGAAUCUUAAUGUAGUGCUUCUCAAAAUACGAAAUAUCUUUCUUUCAGGUCAACCACAGGUGACUAUGGAGGUCGCAUUGGUGCUAUUAUCGUCAGCUACCGUCCUUCUCAUCGUUCCAUUCAAGUACAUUCUUGCAUUUUUUCUCUUUGAUACCUUCACUCGGGAGCUUGAGUUCCGUAAAGAAAUGGUGAGAAAGUUCACAACCCUAUUGAAGGAGCGUUGGGAGACGGUGCCAGCUGCACCUGUAGUCGUGGUGCCAUUCGAAAGUAAGGAGUCUAGAUCAGCAAAUGAAGGAAAGAAGCCUGAUAGAUAG